Messenger RNA from Eremothecium gossypii ATCC 10895, 1614 nucleotides. Its product is annotated as ABL119Cp. NCBI's taxonomy places the organism in Eukaryota, Fungi, Ascomycota, Saccharomycetes, Saccharomycetales, Saccharomycetaceae. The record is from RefSeq and is marked provisional. Bases 1 to 1614 code for a protein of 537 amino acids. The transcript has a single exon.
AUGAUGGUUGAUUUUUCACCGAGUCGACGUAGAAUGGGCACUCAAGAGCUGAGUCUUAAACCGCAGGUUGAGACGCCUGGUAUUAAAUUGCUUGCCGUGAUGUUUUGCAGGUACCAUCUUAUACGACAACUGAAGCAGGUGCAGGCCGCUUCAAGGACACGAUACGCUCACAGCGUCCCGCAAUCGCGGCCAACUUUGAAAGAAAGGCUGGCAGCAUUACAUGAGAAGCAACAACUGUCGCUGCUGCCUCCAGACGCAGUAAAACGAGUAUCCGAAAAUAACCCGGCUGUGCUGAUAGACUGUGAUGCACGGACGCUCCUCCAGCUCUUCUUAGCGGCCCUCCAAACAGACCCGCAGAAAACGACGCUCUCUGAGCUACUGUCUCAGGAGGAAGGCUUUUCUGUGUUCAUCCACAGACUAUUACCCACAUAUACUCCGUCGAGUGACCUGAAACACUUGGUUUCAAAGGAUGGUACGACUGCGCUGUUGCAGAAGCUUUACGGCUUCUACCGUGAGCAGUUUGCCGACGCGCCCAUCGGCCGCCCGAGCCCUGGCCGUCUCCAUGACGCUAACUCUUUUGCGCGCUGGUUCAUGGCAGAGUCCAAGCUUCGUCUUGCCCGCACUGUGUUUGCGGAGCUUGUGGGGAACCCCACAGAGCUCGCUAAGCUGCCCCGCGACACAGAAACGAUUAUAACGUUACUGCAGCUCCACUUAGGCGCAAAGCACAUAUUCUGGCGCGAUCCUGGAAACAGCGUUGGGCGAGGCGGUCAGCUUUUCACGCCAGCACACAUGGCGGUUGUCACUGCUUACAAUUCGCUCGGCGAAGAAACGCUGCUGCGGCUGCUGCGUCUCUUGCAGUCUGACCCGCAAUGGAAAUCAGUGUGUUCACCAGACCUCGACAGAAACAUUAUCCUGGCGCUUGCCUUUCACAACCGCCUCGAUCUUGUGCAUGCCCAAGCUGCUCGGUAUUACGCGCCCGCUGCGCCAGGACAUGGGCUCCCAUCUACGCCUCUUCUUCCAGACGGUGCUCUCGUAGGCGCUGUCGUCACCGCAUUUGCCUUCAAGCACCAGCUUGCGCAGGGGCUUGCAAUCGCAUACCAGUUCCUGGACCGCUUCACGCACCUACCGAAUGAGCACGAACUCUGGAAAAUCAUAUUCACCUGGCUUGCCCGCCGCCAUCCCACAGGUUCUCAGGGCGCGGCGCUAUACGACGAAGCAUGGAGCAAAAUGCGCACGCGAUACGCUGAACACGGCCAGCCUACUCCAUACGACUACAGUAUCGCACGUGCAUCCUAUCGCAUUGUGCGUCGCGACUCCUCGCUGCGGCGCGUCCGAGCGCUGCUCAACGACUACAUGAGCCCUCUCUACCAGCAGCCCGCGGUUGCGCCCCGCGACCGUUUGCUGCUGCUCAAGUGCCAGGCACACAUCGUAGGCCGGCUCGUCCGCGCGCGCCGCAACAGCGCCGCCGCGGACUUCGUAGACCAGUGGGCACUUGACAGCGAGGCGCGUAGCCAUCUGCUCGAGCACAUUGCAGCGCGCGCCAGCUCCCGCACUGACGCAGACGACGAUGACGCCGGCGACGGCCUCUACCUCACCGGCGCACCGCUCUGGUGA